GCCGGGGAGUUGAAGGCGGCUGUGAGCCCAUGAGGACGGAGCGGUGGGGAAGGACCGGGAGGGCUCCGGACCUAGAAAUCCUGGCUCCGCACCCGUUUCCAGCCGACGCUCCCGAGCCGGGAGCUGCGAUGCCCGGUGCCGGCACCUGUAGUCUGCCCGCCCCGCCCGCCCCAUUGGCUCCGGGCACGGGGGGCGGCCCCGCACCGCCCUUCUCGCCCCCCUGUACAGCCCGGGCCCAUAUUAACGGACGCCGAGAGGCGGAGGUUCUGCAGCGGGCGGUGGCGCCGGGCCAGCACGAUGCCGCGCUCGUUCCUGGUGAAGAAGCACUUCUCGGCCAGCAAGAAGCCCAACUACAGCGAGCUGGAGAGCCAGACCGUGUUUGCUGCCCCGCUGCUGUAUGAGACGUGUGCGCUGUCCGUCAUCCCUCCACCCGAAGUGCUGGGCCCUGGGACCUAUUACCCGCCACUGGUGUGGGAUGCUGGUCUGCUCUCUAGCCUUUUCCCAGCUGGCCUGGGCACCGAGGCAGAGGCAGCAGGUGGUGCAGCACCAGCCCUGGACCUGACGACACUCUCUAGUGAGGAGGAUGAGGGCAAGAGCUCAGGGCCACCCAGCCCGGCCACAGCCCCUGCUGCUGCUGAGCGGUUCCGCUGUGCCCAGUGCACCAAGGCCUAUUCCACCUUCGCUGGGCUAUCCAAGCACAAGCAAUUGCACUGCGAUGCUCAGACCAGGAAAUCUUUCAGCUGCAAGUACUGCGAGAAGGAGUACGUGAGCCUGGGGGCUCUCAAGAUGCACAUCCGGAGCCACACGCUGCCCUGUGUCUGCAAGAUGUGCGGCAAGGCCUUCUCCCGGCCCUGGUUGCUGCAGGGCCACAUCCGCACGCACACUGGUGAAAAGCCCUUUUCCUGUACACAUUGCAACCGGGCCUUUGCUGACCGCUCUAAUCUGCGCGCCCACCUGCAGACCCAUUCAGAUGUAAAGAAGUACCAGUGCAAAACCUGCUCCCGGACUUUCUCCCGAAUGUCGCUGCUGCACAAGCACGAAGAGACGGGUUGCUCAGGGGCACGCUGAGGACCAGUACUCCUUUCCCGUGCAGAUACAUGUAUUGUACCUAGUGUUUGUAGGAGUUAGUUCCCUCCGUGCUGCCGCUGCCAUGCACUUCGGACUGUAUGCAGCCACAAGACAUGCACGCUCCUCGUCCUGUGCUCCUGUGCAACCCCAAGGCCCAAUCCUGCUCCCAUCUGGACAUCUUUGGGUGCAGGGUGGACUCCCAUGAGAGGAAUAAUGAGGCCUGGAGCAUAGCAGCACCUCGCAGGUGGCACUGCAUCCUGCAUUCUGGCGUGCCACCAGUGUUGGGCAUUGCAGCUGUGUAGCUCUGGGGGUUACUUUUCUUUUCUGUUUUUUUUUUUUUUUUUUUUUUUUUUGCCAUAACCACUUGGUAAUUUCUAAGAACCAAUAUUUUCUUUAAUGAAAGACGAAGUGUUAACUCAACCUCUUUCCCUCUCUCUCGAUUGUAUAUAAGCUGCAAGUAGGUGUAACUAUGCAAUAAUACAGUAUCACAUUAGUUGUGAAGCAGCUGCUUCUUCCCAGCACAAUGACAAUUUGCAAUGCCUACAAGAUUAACGGUGUCCAUAAAAGGCAUUGGUAGCUAUUUCAAACAAGAAUCCUGUUUACAGAGCAGCUAUGCACUCAAGCACCUGUUAAUAUGACUCUUAACAACUGCUUUUCAAAGAGGACUGUGACUAAUAGCCGGCACUUGUCAGAGAUACAAUGGUGGCCUGUCCAAAGGCUGCCCACCGACAGGUGUGUGCCAGAAGGGCUAUUUAUGGUUUUUGACAGGUGCCUCCUGAAUGCGUCUCUUUGGACAUUGUUUUUACAGAAUCAUAACAAAGAGGAUGUUUACGUUUCAAAGGUACACUGGUAUUUAUAUUUUUGUGCCAUAAUUUUGUACUGAUAAAACUUUUAUAUAAUUAUAUACAGUUUAUUGAUAUUCAGUAAAAUGGUUAAUUUAUAAUCUGGUUCUGUGUGUGCUUGGGUGAAUACAUAGCUGAGCUGAGCACGGUUUGGGGAGUGGGGUGCGGGGCCCCAGCAGUUCUCCUGCUCCUCACGCUGGCUGCAGGUGAACCACAAGUGCUGUUGCAUGGCAGGGGCUGUGGCACAGCCGUUUGUUGGGGAAGGAAAAGGUAGGCUGAGUCAGUUCCUGCAGCCGUGUGGGGCUGGGGGAAGAGGGCAGCUGUGAAGAGACGUGGGCAGGUAGAGGGCUGCUGUUGGGACUGCAGUGGGGAGUACCUGCUAUGCCUUGAGAUUCCCCGUGGGAACAGUGCUAGGGACCACCAGGACAUAGGUGGGUGACUGGGUGACCCUGCACAGGUGGUGUGGCCAUGGGACUGGCACAUCCUGUUGUCACAUGGAGCCUUUGGAUGGGGCUGUCCCGGGAGGGGUGAGGUGCACUGAGGACACCCCUGGUGCUCAUCUCUGCCAUUUUCUACAACAAAGUCAUUCCUGUGCUCCAGCCCCCUCCAGAAUUUGGGGCACAUAGCCUCACCACCCUUCCCACUACCUCCCCAGGGAGCUGAGUGUUGGUCCUUUCACCCCCACACCGCCUUGG
Messenger RNA from Phasianus colchicus (ring-necked pheasant), 2605 nucleotides. RefSeq names its product snail family transcriptional repressor 1 (gene SNAI1). Gene Ontology annotation, molecular function: DNA-binding transcription factor activity, RNA polymerase II-specific; RNA polymerase II cis-regulatory region sequence-specific DNA binding. NCBI's taxonomy places the organism in Eukaryota, Metazoa, Chordata, Aves, Galliformes, Phasianidae. Gene Ontology annotation, biological process: regulation of transcription by RNA polymerase II. The record is from RefSeq and is a predicted model, not a curated record.